CGCUGCUGAGUGGGUCGCAUUGUGUUGUAAUAGCCAGGAUUGCUUUGUGUGGUUUUCUAUUGCUUUGGAAAGUAGCUUUAGCGGUGGACUGGUCUACACGGAACAAUGAACGGAGAAUGCAGGUGGAUUAACAUUAUUUUAACGAUCAUCGUGUAAUGUCUUAACUAGUGAUUGUUCUGCCAGCAAAGCCGAGACAGCGUCGUGUCACACCUGACAUCUCUUCCCAGCGCAGAAUCAACAACAGCGCUGCUCCAUCGUGCUGCUCUAUUGUGGGAAACGUUCCGGAUUUUGUUAGCCUUACAUCGCCGACACAUCGUUCAGAUGUUCGCGGAGCGUAUUAGCGUAUUUUUAAAGAAAUAGCAUCUCGGUACUACUUCCAUAGUGCCGAGUCUUAAAAAGUGAUUAACUGAACGGUGGAUGAGUGACCUGUCUUUGAUGUCCUCCUAACGAAAUUAAUGUGAAGAUGUGGGUCAACCCGGAGGAGGUUUUGUUGGCCAGCGCGCUGUGGAUCACGGAAAGAGCAAAUCCCUAUUUCAUCCUUCAGAAGAGGAAGGGACAUGGAGAUGGAGGUGGAGGGCUCGCGGGGCUGCUUGUGGGAACGCUCGACGUCGUGCUGGACUCCAGCGCCCGGGUCGCUCCUUACAGAAUCCUGUACCAGUCCCCCGACUCCCUGGUGUACUGGACAAUUGCCCACGGAGGCUCCCGCAAGGAGAUCACAGAGCACUGGGAGUGGCUGGAGCAGAACCUGCUGCAGACGCUCUCCAUCUUUGAGAACGAGAACGACAUCACCACCUUCGUCAAGGGCAAGAUUCAGGGUAUCAUUGCAGAGUAUAACAAGAACCACGACAUCAAGGAGGACGACGACACGGACAAAUUCAAGGAGGCCAUCGCCAAGUUCCGCAAGCUCUUUGGAAUGCCCGAGGAGGAGAAGCUGGUGAACUACUACUCCUGCAGCUACUGGAAGGGCAAGGUGCCCAGACAGGGAUGGGUCUACCUCAGCAUCAACCACCUGUGCUUCUACUCCUUCCUGCUGGGCAAAGAAGCCAAACUGGUGAUCCGGUGGGCGGACAUCACCCAGCUGGAGAAGAACGGCACCAUGCUGCUGCCCGACAUCAUUAAAGUGAGCACCAGGUCUCACGAGCACGUCUUCUCUGUCUUCCUCAACAUCAACGAGACCUUCAAGCUGAUGGAGCAGCUGGCCAACAUCGCUAUGCGGCAGCUGCUGGACAACAAGGGCUUUGAGCAGGACCGCUCUCUGCCCAAGCUCAAGAAGAAGUCUCCCAAGAAAGUGUCUGCUCUGAAAAGGGACUUGGACGCCCGAGCAAAGAGCGAGAGAUACAGAGCCCUCUUCAGGCUUCCGAAGGACGAGAAGCUGGAUGGACACACAGAUUGCACCCUCUGGACGCCCUUCAACAAGACGCACAUCGUGGGCCAGAUGUUUGUGUCCACCAACUACAUCUGCUUCACCAGUAAAGAGGAGACCCUGUGCAGCCUCAUCAUCCCACUGAGAGAGGUGACAAUUGUAGAGAAGGCAGACAGUUCCAACGUCCUUCCCAGUCCCCUGUCCAUCAGCACCAAAAACAGAAUGACCUUCCUCUUCGCCAACCUCAAAGACCGGGACUUCUUGGUGCAGAGGAUUUCGGACUUCCUGCAGCAGACCACGUCCAAGAUCUACUGUGAAAGGGAGCUGACGGGGAGCUUCAACAGCUCUGACGAGGAGGCCUACUCCCGACACAGCAGCCUCCUCUCCUGCAGCCCCCAGGCCAGCCUGGUCUCCGACGCCGAGGGGGACCGUCACUUCAACCUCAACCACAACAGCGUCCCCACCGCCAGCCAGGCGCUCAUGACCAUGUACCGCAGGCGGUCUCCCGAGGAGUUCAACCCCAAGCUGGCGAAAGAGUUCCUGAAGGAGCAGGCGUGGAGGAACCACUUCACUGAGUACGGCCAGGGCGUGUGCAUGUACCGCACGCAGAAGACCAAGGAGCUGGUGCUGAAGGGCAUCCCAGAGAACAUGAGGGGGGAGCUCUGGCUGCUGUUCUCAGGAGCCAUCAAUGAGAUGACCACUCACCCGGGGUACUACGAGGACCUGGUGGAGAAGUCCAUGGGCAAGUACAACCUGGCCACGGAGGAGAUCGAGAGGGACCUGCACCGCUCCCUGCCCGAGCACCCUGCCUUCCAGAACGAGAUGGGCAUCGCCGCCCUGCGGCGGGUGCUCACCGCCUACGCCUUCCGCAACCCCAACAUCGGCUACUGCCAGGCCAUGAACAUCGUCACCUCCGUGCUGCUGCUGUAUGCCAAAGAGGAGGAGGCUUUCUGGCUGCUGGUGGCCCUGUGUGAGCGGAUGCUGCCAGACUACUACAACACCAGGGUCGUAGGUGCGCUGGUGGACCAGGGCGUGUUCGAGGAGCUGGCCCGGGAGUACGUGCCGCAGCUGUACGACUGCAUGCAGGACCUGGGCGUCAUCUCCACCAUCUCGCUGUCCUGGUUCCUCACGCUCUUCCUCAGCGUCAUGCCGUUCGAGAGCGCCGUGGUCGUGGUCGACUGCUUCUUCUACGAGGGCAUCAAGGUGAUCUUCCAGCUGGCCCUGUCCGUGCUCGACGCCAACAUCGAGAAGCUGCUCAACUGCAAAGAUGACGGGGAGGCCAUGACUGUCCUGGGCAGGUACCUGGACAGCGUGACUAACAAAGACAGCACUUUGCCGCCGAUCCCACACCUGCACUCCCUGCUCACAGACGACAGAGAGCCCCACCCAGAGGUGGACAUCUUCAAACUGGUCCGCAGCUCCUACGAGAAAUUUGGCAGCAUCAGGGCGGAUGUUAUCGAGCAGAUGCGCUUCAAACAGAGGCUGCGGGUGAUCCAGACCAUUGAAGACACUACGAAACGCAACGUGGUUCGGACCAUAGUGACUGAGACGGCCUUCAGCAUAGACGAGCUUGAGGAGCUCUAUGUUCUGUUUAAGGCCGAGCACCUGACGAGCUGCUACUGGGGCGGGAACAGCAACCCCACGGACAGGCACGACCCCAGCCUGCCCUACCUGGAGCAGUACCGCAUCGACCUAGAGCAGUUCAAGGCCCUCUUCAGCCUGCUCUUCCCCUGGGCCUGCGGCGCCAACUCCGACACGCUGGCCCUGCGCUUCUUCCGACUCCUGGACCAUAACGGCGACUCGCUCAUCAACUUCCGGGAGUUCGUCACCGGACUGAGUGUGCUUUGUCAUGGAGACCUGACAGAGAAGCUGAAAUUUCUCUACAAGAUGCAUGUGUUGCCUGAGGUGACGCAUGAACAGGAUGAACCCGACUCUGCCUUUGAAGCCACCCAGUACUUCUUUGAGGACAUCACCCCGGAGACAUCCCAUGGGCUUGAUUCCAAGUCAAAGAACGAUAAGGACGAUGGUUUUGUCAGAGUCACCUUCAAGACUGAAAAAGUGAAGAAGAUGCACACUCCUGACUACCGCACCUACUUGCGCCUGUGGAACCAGGAGACCAAGACGAAGCUGGAGAACAUGAAGGAGCUGCCGAAACUCAACCAGGGCCAGUUCAUCGAGCUGUGUAAGACUCUGUACAACAUGUUCAGUGAGGACCCCAGUGAGCAGGAGCUGUACCACGCCACAGCCACCGUCACCAGCCUGCUGCUGGAGAUGGGGGAGGUGGGCAAACUCUUCUGCAGCCCCAGCAGCAAGGACGAGGAGGAGGAGGAGGAAGAGGAGGGCCGAGCCCGAGAGAGCGGCCGAGGCCAGGGGAAGGAGCGCGCCGCCUUCCCGCAGAAGGGGGGCCAGGGGGACCCCUUCCUGCAGGGGCUGGGGGUCGGGGAGGAGGGUGGCGGGGGGUCCGGCAGGGAGCAGCUCCCCUGCUCACAGAUGGAGGACAUCAAGCUGGAGGACUCGUCCCCGAAGGAGACGGGCGUGUCCUCCGCCAUGCUCAUCUCCGACGACGAGACCAAGGACGACACCUCCAUGUCCUCCUACUCGGUGCUGAGCGCCGGCUCCCACGAGCUGGACGACAAGCUGCAGUGCGAGGACAUCGCCGACGACACGGUGCUGGUGCGCAGCGGUCACCACGGCGACGGCCUCCCGCACAGCGCCAGUAUCGACAAGGACUGGGCCAUCACCUUCGAGCAGUUCCUGGCCUCGGUGCUCACCGAGCAGGCCCUGGUCCUCUACUUUGAGAAGCCCGUGGAGGUGGCCGCCCGCAUCACCAACGCCAAGAACAUGCGGAAGGCGGGGCCCCUCAUGUCCGCCAGCGACUACGAGAUCUCCUCCCUGUCCGGCUAAAAGAAGGCCCUCGCUCCGAAAUCAAACUAGAAGCUGCAUUUUCUUGCAUUCCGUUCGACCUGUAGACCUGUUAGAACUUUACGCAGGUCAGCUCUAAACAAUGUGAUUUGUUUGUGUAAGUGUACCAUGUUGCAUCUCAUCCGACUGUCUGGUCGUAGGAGGACUAUAUAUAUGUAUAUAUAGUCAUGUGGAAUUCACUUAUUUCCAUAGAAUUAUAACAAGAGGAACAAAAGGUUUGAUUCUCUACUUGAUCAAGUGUGUGAGAUAGCAGUUUUAUUCUUAGACUGUUAAAGUUUCACAUGAAGGACCCAGCAGUUGGACACAUAGCCAUAGAGUAGAAAAAGGGUUUGUUGUUGACUUAGAGCUGGAAGUGCAAUCCUUUUAAAUGUGUCUUCACUAUACUAAUUGAGCUUGCUCUACUUUAUAUGGAGUAAUGUACAGUCCAAUACUAAUAACCUCUUUGAACAUGUCCGGCUAUGUAUUCUGUCGUUGUGAUCUACACUUACUCUUAACUGCAAAGAUACAAACCUGUAAUGAUGUUCACAGCUGCAUCUAAUGUGAAAUGUACUUCUGUGAUUUGACUACAUAUCUACUUUGUAUAGAUUUAAUGUGUUAGCCGUCAACUGAAAUGUUCUGUUUUAAACUGGAGCAC
Megalops cyprinoides (Indo-Pacific tarpon) is the source of this 4919-nucleotide messenger RNA. It is a transcript of the gene tbc1d9, whose product is annotated as TBC1 domain family, member 9 (with GRAM domain). The record is from RefSeq and is a predicted model, not a curated record. NCBI's taxonomy places the organism in Eukaryota, Metazoa, Chordata, Actinopteri, Elopiformes, Megalopidae. The transcript is spliced from 22 exons. Bases 464 to 4267 code for a protein of 1267 amino acids. Gene Ontology annotation, molecular function: calcium ion binding.